Messenger RNA from Coregonus clupeaformis (lake whitefish), 1636 nucleotides. Its product is annotated as cyclin-D-binding Myb-like transcription factor 1. Gene Ontology annotation, cellular component: nucleus. Gene Ontology annotation, molecular function: RNA polymerase II cis-regulatory region sequence-specific DNA binding; DNA-binding transcription factor activity, RNA polymerase II-specific. Gene Ontology annotation, biological process: regulation of transcription by RNA polymerase II. NCBI's taxonomy places the organism in Eukaryota, Metazoa, Chordata, Actinopteri, Salmoniformes, Salmonidae. The record is from RefSeq and is a predicted model, not a curated record.
AUGUGUGUGUGUGCAGAGUUGAGGCAAUCACGUAAUGACUGGGCCACUAUAGGAGCCUCUGGGCCAGCGCGCUCGUCUGUUAAAGACCGCUGCCGACUGAUGAAGGACACCUGCAACACAGGGAAGUGGAGUGAGGAGGAGGAGAGGCGUCUAUCGGACAGUGUGUAUGCGUUGGCGGGUGUGUGUCCGGGUCGUGCGGUGACGGGGGGUGUGUCAUGGGCGGCUGUAGCUGAUCUGGUGGGAGGGUCGGAGAAACAGUGUCGCUAAUGGCUCAACUACCUCAACUGGAAACAGAGUGGAGGGACGGAGUGGACCAAAGACCAGGAUCUCAGCUUAGUACACAGGAUAGUGGAGUUGGAUGUGGAUGAUGAGAAUGAGUUAAAGUGGGAGGAGCUAGCAGGGGGGUGGAGCAGCGUUCGCUCUCCUCAGUGGCUCAGAUCUAAGUGGUGGAGCAUCAAGAGACAAGUAGCCAAUCACAAGGAGCUGCCCUUCCACGUGUUACUGAAGGGUCUCCAGGAGCUGAUGGAGGUUCAGGUGCCCUUAGGGGCGGGCACUGGGCCAGGUAGCCCUUCUCCUUCCCUGCAGAUCCGAGUCACGCGAUUGGACGAAUGCUGUAGCUCCACCCCCAGGGCUGUCACAGCACUGCAGAUCCCCCUGCAGAUCACACACAUGGCCCCAGACAGUGCUGGCGCCAGUGACACAGAGACCAUCACCCUCAACACUGCAGCUCUGCAGACCUUACAGAUCCUACCUUCUUUCCACCUGCACCCUACAGGGACUCCAGGGACAUACUUCCUUCAGACAGCAGCCAAUCAGAGCCUGCCGCUCAGCCUUUCCACCAAUCCCACCGUCACACUGACGGCUAGCUCCUCCCCCUCGUCCCCAGAACACAUCAUCCUACACAGCCUCUCAGUGAGUACGGAGGGUCUUUGUUCCAGUGACAGCGUUAUCAUUCAGACGGUCACCUCUGACCACACCUCUCCAGAGCCUCUUUGCCAAUCACAGCUGGUUGUGGAGAUGCAGGGGGAGGAGCCAGAGCAGAACUUUCUGAUUGGUUCCUCAGAAGGCGGAGCCACCGAGACUCAGGAGCCAAUGACCGACAGCUUCACUGCCAAGGUCCUGGACUCUCCCUCUCACGAGGAGCAGGUGGUGGAUUCUGGGAUAGCGAAGGGGGCGGUGCUUAUCGUUUCUCCGACAAAUGUCAGCAGCACACUGACAGAUCUGAUCCUAGAGAACCAGGAGGGCUCUGACUGAGAUGGAACACAUCAUUACUGAUGGAGCCAAUCAAACAGCGGAGUGGACAUGUCAUCAUUUUGGACAUUUUUUCUGAUUGGCUGAGUUGGCCAUUAAGCCCCUCCCCUUUAAAUGCUCUCUUGGGUAUGGCGGUAAUUCACCUAAUACUGGGAUGCACACUGCCAUGAAACCCCAAUGAAGAAGCUCUCUUGGGUCCAUUGUUCAUGGGCUCCUGUGGGGGCCGGCCUGACCUUGUGUGUGUUUUGUUAUACGGCUUUUCCAAACUGUCCAUUCUAUGUACUUUAUAAAGACUGCAGCCAGAGCCACAGAUAUACACUGAGUGGACAAAGCACUUCCUAAUAUUGAGUUGCACCCCCAUGUCUCAAUUGUCUCAAGGCUUAAA